Corvus hawaiiensis (hawaiian crow) is the source of this 8813-nucleotide messenger RNA. RefSeq names its product limbic system associated membrane protein (gene LSAMP). Bases 484 to 1536 code for a protein of 350 amino acids. Gene Ontology annotation, cellular component: neuron projection. The record is from RefSeq and is a predicted model, not a curated record. The transcript is spliced from 8 exons. Lineage: Eukaryota; Metazoa; Chordata; Aves; Passeriformes; Corvidae.
UGGGUUAGGAGGGAGCGCGGGGCUGGAGGCUACACAGCCACAGGACUAUCCCCUCCCGCAUCCCGGCGGCACAGGAUUCCUCUUGUUCCUUUUCCUUUUUUUUUUUUUUUUCCUCCCACCUCUCUUCAUCACUCUAAACGGGUCGAUUUAAUUGUUAUUAUUUCGUAGUUAUUUUGCUACCUGACUUUUUCUUCUUGCUUCUUUUUUUUUUUCCCUUUUUUAUUUGAAGGCUGUGCUAAGACUUUUUUUGUAAAGCCUUUAAAAAAAAAAGGCAAGGAGGGGAAAGAAGCCAGCAAGAGACUGAAAAGAGCAAGAGAAAGUGGCAGCUGAGAAGGACUGUGAAAUCACCUCCCCUUUCUCAGGCUGUCGAUCAGAGCGAGAGUUGUACAUUAUUAUUAUUAUUUUUCUUUCUACAUCUGUCUGUCCACAUACACAGGCAGAGAAAGAGACAAGUACUGACAGUGAAACUCGACGAGACCAGCCAUGGUAGCAAGGGCUCAGCCUGAUCGGAAACAAUUACCGCUGGUCCUACUGAGGUUGCUUUGCCUUCUCCCUACAGGGCUGCCAGUCCGCAGCGUGGAUUUUACCCGAGGUACCGAUAACAUCACCGUGAGGCAAGGGGACACAGCCAUCCUCAGGUGUUAUGUAGAAGACAGAAGCUCCAAGGUGGCCUGGUUAAACCGUUCUGGCAUCAUUUUUGCUGGAGAGGACAAGUGGUCCCUGGACCCUCGAGUAGAGCUGGAGAAGAGAAACCCCCUGGAAUACAGCCUGCGGAUCCAGAAAGUGGAUGUCUACGAUGAGGGGUCCUAUACGUGUUCAGUGCAGACACAGCAUCAUCCCAAGACUUCCCAGGUUUACUUGAUCGUGCAAGUUCCACCAAAGAUCUCCAAUAUCUCCUCGGACAUCACCGUGAAUGAGGGCAGCAAUGUGACCCUGGUUUGCAUGGCAAAUGGGCGUCCUGAGCCUGUCAUCACCUGGAGGCACCUCACUCCUACAGGCAGAGAGUUUGAAGGUGAGGAGGAGUACCUGGAGAUCCUGGGGAUCACACGAGAGCAGUCGGGCAAGUACGAGUGCAAAGCUGCCAAUGAAGUUGCCUCGGCUGACGUCAAGCAAGUCCGGGUCACUGUGAACUACCCUCCCACCAUCACAGAGUCCAAGAGCAAUGAAGCGGCCACGGGACGACAAGCCUUACUGCGGUGCGAGGCAUCAGCAGUGCCCACACCUGAUUUCGAGUGGUACAGAGAUGAUACCAGGAUAAACAGCGCCAAUGGUCUGGAGAUUAAGAGCACGGGGAGCCAGUCUCUGCUGAUGGUGGCCAAUGUCACUGAGGAACACUACGGGAACUACACCUGUGUGGCUGCCAACAAGCUGGGAGUCACAAAUGCCAGCCUAUACCUUUACAAACGAGUUUUACCCACACUCCCCAAUCCUUUUCCAGGACCCGGCACAGGGAGAGUAGACAACGGCUCCAUGAGUUUGGCCGUCCCACUGUGGCUUCUGGCAGCAUCCCUGCUCUGCCUACUCAGCAAAUGUUAAUACAAAUCAGAAUUAAAAAUAAUAAUAUUAAUAAUAAUUAAAAAACCAACACAACAACAACAACACACAAAACAAAACGCGUUAUACAGGAGACAGAGCGAAGAGAGGGGAGAGAGAAAAAAGAGGGGGGGGAGAGAGAGAGACGACUGUUUCUUUCACAACUUUUGUGUGUUCAGGAGCGAAGAGGGGGGAGAGGAAAAAUUACAGCAAAGAAGACUCAGCAACAUUUAAUCCAAAACCUGAAAAGCCGGCUGUCAAGUCAUCGACUGCCUAGGAGGCAACACAAAGCAAGGGGAGAAUGGGGCACCAGCAAGGACCGUGUCGCCGGAGGAUGCUGCAAUGUAAACAAUCCAACAAAACCUGCAAAGCCAAUCAAACAGAAGAUCCCUUUUCUUUUCUCUCCUCCUUCCUCUUUUCCAUACUCCCUCACUUUCCUUCCUUCCUUCCUCCUCUUUCUUUCUUUUGCAGAAAGAGGUCUUUGCUUCGGUGUCUAUAGCCAUUUAACUUUUUGGAUGCCCUGGGUCAUUUUUGUGAGCUAAUGCUCAGCCAGUUCAUACUUUUAAAAACAAAUUAAAAAAAAAAAAAAAAAGAGAAAAGAAAAAAAAAAAGAAAGCCACAAACCAGAGCAAGUCACCUGAAGCUCUCUGCACACUGGUGUCCUGUGAAGAACCCCUUCCUCUCUUCACUUCACCCUGCGCUCAUGUGCACCCAGCCCUUGUUAAACACCUUCUUUCCUAUCCCCUCCUUCAUGCAACAUCGCCCUCACUAGCCUGAACUAAGGCUGCGUCAACUCUACUGAAAGCCUACUUUUCUUUUUUGUUUUUUUUUUUUUUUUAAAUCCUCUUCCUCCCCCCCAGUUCAACCAGGUGUCUUUCUCUUUCUCCUGUGUAUGCCUGUGUGCGUGCGUGCAUGCAUGUGUGGCUCUUGCUCUGUCUUCACUCUCUCUCUUUCUCUUGCUCUCUCUAAGCAUGCAAAACGAACAGUCCAUGUGUACAUAUGCUCAUCCUGCUGUAGAUAAUGUCCUGCCUUGUAAGUGUGAGACAAGAUGCAGAGAGAUCCCUUAGGCAGAGAAGAGAGAUGAGGAGAGCAGGGCAGCUGCAACAAAGGUUCACAUGGUGUCCCCUCUCCUGUGUCCUCACUGGCUUUUUGUCUUCUGGCCACCUUGUUUGCAAGAGUCAGUCUGCACCCUUGUCUAGGCUUUUUUCCUCUCCCACCUCCAACCUGUUUGGCUCUCAGCCUCCAAGUACCAGCAUAGCAGCCUGUGCCAUGCAUGAGUGCUCGCGCACGCGCAUGGGGGUGUGCACUCCUGCAAUUGUCCAAGCAAGCAGAAGAAACCAGGACUGGCCCACAACCUAUGGACUGAAGAGUGCGGCCACCAUUCCUCCUGGGGAUGGGCGGCUGGGCUGGUGGGAUGUGAGUGAUGAGACCUUGGACAUCACCAAGCAGCCACUCCUUUUAGGUAUAGCGUGUGUAGGAAUGAUACCUCAACAUGAAAACCACAAUCUGGCAUUCCUAACCAUUUUGGUAAUCAUGUAAAAAUAGAGCCAAUACCCUUUUUUGUUGCUUUGUUGGUUUUGUUCUUACUGUCCUCCCUGGUAUAAAAGGAAAUGCAGGCUGUGUAAGGGUGAGUGUGUGUGUAUAUGUGCAUGUGUGUGUGCUGGACACCACUGCUAUUACAAAACUCACUGCAAAUUCCACAUUUCAAAGAAAUUGGGUCAGAAAAUGUCCAGGACCUGUGAAUGUAAGAAAUAAAUAUCAGGUCCAAAAUCCUGGGCUUACAAAGAAGGAGCUUAAAGUGGUGCAGCAAAGAAGCAGGCAGCACAAUUUUCCCUGCUCUUCUCUUAUCUCAAAGGUGCUGGUCUUGCUGGAGAGCACUCUCGCUCGCCAUUGCACUUCCCACAGCAGAAUCACAUACAGAGGUGCCAGCAAGAGAUGCUUUAGUGGCUCCCAAGUGAGGAGGGGAGAGAAGGUUGUGAGAAACAGGACUGAUAAAAUGCUGGGUGGUGGCUGGAUUUACCACAACAGCACAAGGUCUGCUGCAGGAGCCAGAGUGAGCAGGGGCUGCAGUGCCUGUGUGUGGGUCGGGGCAGAGGGGAGAAGACUCCUGUGUCCCCUGGCCAGUCACGAGCCAUAGUAUCCACCAGCAGUAAAGUUGAUAAAAUGCAGGGUUUAUCAGGUAGGCCUUUUUUGGAGAGAGGGAUGUGCAGGGGAGAGCUUGAUUUAGCCCACACAAAUGGAGUGACCAUGCCACGACAGCACAGUGCUUUACAGGUGCUCAGCCACUGAGCUUUCAAGCAGCAGCCAGUUUGCUCCUCUGUCUUUGCCCUGGGCACUGGGGCAGUGGCAGCACGCUUGGCAGCCGUGCUCACAUGCAGGCAAGGGGGAAACAGCUUGGCCUUGCAGUGUGCGGGAGGGAAUACCCGCCAAGUGCUCCCCUGCCGGGAAGCAAAGCGGGAAUUGCUGCCUGCGAGCCCGGCCCCCCCCUUUGCGUGGGUGGGGCACAGUCCGGUGAGGCUUCUCCCUGCGCUCAGCGUGGUGCUCUCGCCUUACUGCGGCACUGCCGGCGCUGUCCCCUCGCUGCUGAGCUCAGCUCUUCCAGGAAGCAGCAGGCACGCAAUUAAGCAGGCAGUCAAGGGCUCCUCUCAGGCAGCCAGAAGAGCAAGGAAAUUUAUUGAAGAGAGACGUGAAAGGCUGAAGUUUUGGCAUUGUAAGAGUUGGUGUAGAGCUGCUGUGGGACUGGAUGGUGGUAAUUUAUGCUCCUCUAGACCCCGAAGCCAUACCUGCAAGAGAGUGCAAGUUGCAAGUGGGCAACUGGUGCUUGAAAUCCACCCAAGGCAUCCAGGGAUGGCUCCCUUUCCUCCAAGAAAGGGCAGUCGUUGAUGGGACUUGGGCAUCUCCUUUGGAGACUGGUGUGUGUCAGCCCAGGAAAAAAUGUAUUCUUCAGAGCAUUCAGACAUCCCAGUCCUCCUGCCUAACCUUCAGGAGGGCCAUGUAAUUCCCAGUCUUAGUAACAAGUCCAGAGUUUCUGCUGCAACAGGGCUCCUCUUUCCCCUGGUACAGCCGUCAGCUGGUCCCAGAAACCAGGUCUGGGAGCUGCACCCUUUCCAGCACACUGGCAUGAGGGAAAACACCACACUGCUCUUGCUCGGGGCUGCACCUAUGCCAGGGUUUAUUGGCACGGGCUUGUUGAUAAAGGUGGGGAGCCCGCAGUGCCUUGCUGUGACAGGCUGUUCCUCAGGGCUGAGUCAAGCCCACUUUAGGUUCUUUGAUGUCAACCUGGUUGCUAUGGUAGCACCCUCUGCAUGUGUUUUUGUCACUGUGGGGUCGCUCCUAGGCACUGGGGUCACACACAUCAGACCCCUAUGGUGUGGUUGUGGUCAUCAAGUCUCGGCACCUCAUUAUGUCACAUCUGUUUCUGUCACAUCUGAAGGAGUUUUGAGGGGAUGUUUUUUUUAAAUGUCAAAAGCAGGGCAUCCAUUUUUUAAAGCCACUUGCUCAUUAAUGGGGGAAACGGCCCCAGCCCCAGUGCUGGGAUCUGGUCUUUCUUGCAGGCCCUGGGCAGGUCUUUGCCUCUGUUGCCUGGCUGUGAAACAGUGAAAGCCAGUUAAUUGCAGACCUCUCUGAGAAAAGCCACCAACACCAAGUAUGCCUGUUGUCUGCAGCAGUGCUGGGAACCCCACUCCUGGCAAUGUCUGUUCCUAGCAGGGCUGGGGGAAGUCCUGGGUAGGUUGGAGCUUGAUUUUCUCCAAGAAUCUAAUCCUGUGAGCUGUAGUGUGCCUCACAGGGUGCUGCAAAAAUCCCCCCAUUUCUCCUGAACUCAAGCAGGGAUCGCUCAGAGCACCUGUCAAGAGGUGAGCCCAGAUGAAUAUAGGAAACAAAGGCAAGGUCCUAUGCUUUUUCCCAUUCUUUCUCCCUCCACCCUCUGACGGAGAUGUUGCAAUGGGUUUCCUCAUGUCUCAGGCCCUUCUCUCUGAAACUGUUUCUCCUCAUCAUCUCUUCUCCCUGUUUACAUCGCUGUCUUUCCCAUCACCUCCCAAAAAGCUGUGUUCUUGCUUCCUGCUGCCUCUCAGCUGGUUGGGGACCAGGGAAGAUGGGAGUUUGGAAUGGGACACCAGUUCCUCGAGCUUGUCAGUGUAAUUGUGUUUGAUUGAUGAAGAUUUAACAUUUAGUGUUAUAAAAAGAUAUGAACAAAAUGGAAAAAAAAUUGUACUUCUUCUACUGGUUUGUAAAUAUUACAAGAGUUAUAUGAGAUGUCUGGUAAUGUCCAAGCAGAGGAACAAAAACUUAGAUUUCAUAUAUGGCCCCAUAAUCGCUAGCAGAUUUCUAACCCUUUUCGGAUGACUGAGAGGAGGGGUGAAGGCAAGUCUUUCUGAAAGGAACUGGACAGGGGAAAUGCAGCCACCCCGAGCCACAUGAACUCCAUGCAUGAUUGUAGCAUGUCGCUUGGAGCGUGUGCUUGGUCAGAUGGAAAACGAAGCAAACACCUGUCUCUGAACGGCUGGGAAGGGCAACGUGGGAUGCUCCAGCCGACACCUGUAUCUUGGCAGUUGUGUUCAUUUCUGUUUGUUUGCAGCCCUGCACUUGCGGGCUCGUUGCUCAGUGAUGCACCCUCUCCUCCUCCCCCGUACCCGCUUUCUUCACCAGUGAAGUUGUGUCGCCCCAUGCUAGCCCCGAGUGCAUGUGAAUGUGCCAUUCAUGGAGAUUUCAUUGGUGACAUGCAUUGUGUCGAGAGUUAGUCUUUGUCUGCACAUCUUUCUCACGCCACUGACUGUUCACCACUUGGGCAGAUCGCGCGUGCACUGCUGCUUACCCCACUUUUGGUCAAAGAACAUCCAAGCCCCACCAGCUUCUCAGCUCCAGGUGCAUCCAGACCACGCCCCCAGGCCACCUGUCUGAGCAACCCCGUUUUGAAAGUCCAAGCACACAGCAUGGACAAAGCCACCAUCAAAAGCCAUGUGGCCUCCAGGCUGAGUGGAAGCUACACAUCUGGAAGGAAUUUGGGGGAGCAGCAGCAAGUCCUGAUGAAACAAGAGGAUCUGGGAAGUCAGAGGAGUUAUGCUAGAGUCCUUCACAGCCCUACCAGCAGGUUGAUAUUUCAGCUCAAUUGUUGUGCAGUGUUUCAUCACUUCGCCCUUCCCUGGUGAGGGAAUCUAUGGGCACAGGGAAACACCUCAUCUCCUCCCAACCCCUCACACCUCUGCUUCCUCUCCUCCAAGCACACUGACCUGCAGCCCAAAUCAUCAUGGUGCUUGAUGUGAUGUAGCAACUGACAUGGGGGAUGGCUGACCAAGACAGUAUGACAGAGGAGGUGCCUGGGGGGUGAGCAGUUAUCUCUCUUUCUCCUUCUCUCUCUCUCUCGCUCUCCUGAUGGUGCACAAUCUUACUGCUUCUCUGACUCAAGGACACAAAACUUCUUGAGUUAGGGAUGCCGGGAGCAAACUGUCCUAUGGGAAGAGCAAAACUUGAGGCAGGGAAGUGAUGGAGAAACUGGAUGGUAAUUUCCAAGAUGUGAUGCCGGUGGAAAAGGGUAGGGAUGAGUGCUGUCCAUCGUCCAUGCGCAGAACUCUCAGGUUCAUCAGCGAGGAGACCAUGGCCUCUCAACGCUAAUCUUAGAGUGGCUUCAUAUCCAGUGGGAUGCCCAGAAGAUGAUUUUUUUUAAUUGCAUGACUCUGCUGACUAAGAGCUGUGUCACACCAUUAAAACCUCUUUCACUUUUCCUUCUUGUAACUUGCUAGAACAAUGAUCGGGCAGCUCCCACAGCCCCCAAAAUUUUGCCUAAUGGUUGGCUCCCAUUAGGGCAAUAUAUGGUGCUUGCUUGUUGGUUCACUCGCCGUAACAGGGGAGCAGAACUCAUCUUGGUGAGAGUAUAUUGGUAUGGCCCUCUGUCCGUCAGUGUGAUGGGGUGAGGUGAGGAGACCUGCCAAGGCAGGGCUUGGGCAAGAGGAACAGUUCUUCUGAUUAGCCCAGGCAGGCGGGAAGCAAAGGGUCCUUCACUUGCUGCAGGCUUGGGUUAGCUGGUGCCACAGCAACUCAGACUGCCCUGCAAGCCUUGUAGAAGUGCUCAGGCAGCAGAGAAGGAAGGAGCAGUUACAGGGGACAUGACUGCAGCACGGGUGGUGGGGGCUGCAUUGAGCAGCAGGGCUCCUUGGGCAGCACAGCUGGGAAAGGGGCAGAGAUUUCAUCCCAGGAGGGCCCUUCUUUCCCUGCCUGUCCUCAUGGUGCAUCAGGAGCUCCCUCCUGGCCUCCCAGGGCAUGCUCACCAUGCAGAAAAAUGAGCCUCAGCGAGUAAAGCAGUGUGACAUCGCGGUGGCUCCAGCCGUGUCCUGAGGAAAGGCGUAUGGAUGUUUCUGUACGUAACAGAGGGGUCAUGGGUGGAAACGAGGAGCAAGACUUACCUAGGAGCCAGCCAGUGAGGAGAGCACAUCCCAAUGAGGCUGUCCUUCUCCAGAACUGUGACAUUUGCUCCCCACUCGGCCACGCACAGGCGCAUACGCACACCCCGUGAGCUCCACCUCGCACAUGCUACAGGAGUGCUCCUGGGGCGCUCUCCUUCCCCGCGCUCUCCAUCACACUCAGCCAGGCGGGCACUCAGCCACCUGCUGCUAGCGGUGGCUCUGUCUGUGACACACAGCUACGUGGUGACCUCCUGAGGAAGCCAGGAGAAGGCGUGUGCAUGCCUGUGCCUGCGGCAGCACACGUGUGUGCCAGGAAAGGGAGGAGGGGGCACAGAGCAGGAACCUGCCUCCGCGGUGCCACCGUCACCUGCCAAAAUCAUUCAGCCUUCCCAGCUGGAGCCAAGAUUCAUCCUCUAGACCUUGAGAAUGAAGGCCAGUCCCUUCUUCUUGCUACACGGUGGGGUGGUUAGAACUCUCCUCAUUAACAGUGUUAUAUACAUAUAAAUAUAUAUAUAUAUCUAUAUCUUUAUAUCUAUUUUUCCCCAGCACUGUAGACAUGAGCUGAACUUCUCUUUAACGAAACGAGAAAAUGGCCAUUUUAUUUUUUGCCAUUGUUUUGGUUUUGAAACUAGCUCUGUGAAAGAAAGUUUUAAAAGCGCAAGUGUGUGUGUAAAAGAACCGAUAAAAAAAACUAAACAACUCAACAAACAAAUGAACAAAACCCAGUGAUGAACAAAAAAAAAGCUUUUUAUUUUUUCUUUUCUCAAUGUAUUUAACUUCUGUUAUCUCGUUUCUGUUUCUUUACAUGUAUGAAUGCUCUGCUCUUCUGUGAUCUUAAAAAAAAUACAAAAAAAUACAAAAAUUAAAUAAACGUGAAAAGGA